CAACAUCGUUUUCAUUUCCAUUUUCAUUUUACAGCCCAACCCCGCCCCGUGCUCCGAGCGGCCGAAAGAGUGAAAAUUAAUUAGUGCCGUUAUAAAUAAAGCAUAACCAUUGGGCGGCCAAAUCAUUUGACAUUCAGUCCCCCAACAGACGUGCGACAGACAAGUGCGCGAAAGAGUGACGAAUGCUGGCCGAAAAGCGAAACAAGCAAGCAACAACAAAAAAAGAUACAACUGAAAGCCGAAAACAGAAAGCGUAAACCGGAAUCAAAACAAAAAGUAAAAGAUUUAAAAAAAUUGAAUCGUUUGGCGCCGGUUAAAUCAAAAUCAUUCGCUAGUCACGUGAUUACGUUUCGCCUCAUUUUUGAAUUGGGCUCAACGCUGCGCAGCCAACUAUAAAUAUCUCUAGGUCCCCACAAAAAAUAUCUUAAUUACAAGAUUCAACGAAUCGGAUCGGACUUGGCGCUAAUUACCAUUGGUGACACUUUUCCUUUGCGACUAAAUAAAGAACCAGCAGCAGCAGCAACAGCAGCAACAGCAGCAACAUGGCCAAGGACUUGAGCACUCUGGGCUGGGAUUAUCUGAUGUUUGCCCUGUUUAUAGCCCUAACCGUUUUGGGACCGCUAUGGACACGCAUUUUUGGCAAAAAGAAAGAGCGCAGCAAAGCCGAAUAUGUUUUUGCCACCGGAGGAGUUUCGAUCGUAGCGGUGAUGAUUUCUAUAGCUCGUGGAACUCUAGGCGUGAGAUCGGUUUUAGGCUAUCCCAGUGAAUUGUACUACCGCGGAUCGGCCAUGUGGGAGAUAAUCUACGGCAUGAUGAGUGCCUAUCCCAUCGUUUGCUUUAUGUUCGUGCCCGUCUACUUUAAUCUGGGCAUCACCUCCGUCUAUCAGUACAUCGAUCUGAGGUUCAAGAGUCGCACGGUGAGAUGCCUGGCAUCGGCCACGUAUAUUGUGCGACAGAUCUGCAACCUGGGCAUCACCGUUUACACGCCCAGUGUGGCCCUCUCGACGGUGAUUGGCAUACCCUACUGGGCCUCCAUCGUGGGCAUGGCCAUCAUUUGCAUAUUCUUCACCUUAAUGGGCGGCCUGAAGGCGGCUAUCAACGCGGACGUUAUCCAAACGCUGACCAUUCUGGUUGUCACUGUGGCCGUUUGCAUCCAGGGCACUAUUUCCACGGGCGGCGUAAAGAAGGUCUACGAACUAAACCGGGACAAUGGACGCCUCAGUUUCUUUAACUUCACGGGCGACAUGACUGUCAGAGUGGAUACCACCUCGGCCUGGCUGGGGCAGCUGUUCAUGUCCCUCUCCCAGAUCGGCUGCCAGCAGAACUUCAUGCAGCGCUAUGUCAGCCUCAAGUCGCUGAAGCAAGUGCGUCGAGUCAUGUUGUCCAAUGUACCUCUGGUGUUCUUCUUCUUUUCCCUCUCCUGGAUCUCCGGCAUGGUCAUCUACUCCACGUACAUUGACUGCGAUCCCUAUGCCGAGGGCUACAUCAAGAAGCCCGAUGAGAUUCUACCCUUCUUCGUUGAAGAUCAGCUCGGUUUCUUGCCCGGAUUUGUUGGCAUUUUCAUGGCCACUCUGUUCAACGGAGCCCUCUGCAUGAUGGUGUCUAAUCUUAACUCCCUGGCAACUGUUAUUUGGGAGGACUUCAUAUCGCAAUUUCCCAAAUUCAAAGGACUUACUGACAAGCAGCAGUUGAGAAUCCUGAAGAGCAUCACCGUAGUCUGUGGCCUGAUCAUUAUGUGUGUGGCCUUCGGAGUUGGUUUGCUGGCGGGUGUAAUUGAAUCUUCGCUGCUGGUGUUCUCGGCUACCUCAGGUCCACUUUUGGGUUGCUUUAUCCUUGCCAUGAUGGUGCCGAUUGCCAAUUGGAAGGGAACUUCCGCCGGCAUGGUGACCGCCACCGCUUUUGUCUUGUGGAUCAUCGGCGGAGGCAUGACCGUUGAGAAGCACAAUCCCAUGCUACCGACCUCCACAGAUGGCUGCUCCAACGACACCUUCUCGGAUUCUAUUACCAAGCCCAUUAUUGAGCCGGGUCAGAUGCCCUGGCUGCUCACGCACACGCCAAUUGAUGGUUAUAACCAGACCUACGUGGCCACCCAGCCAACCAUUGCAUCUGAAAGAUCCGGACUGGAGAGCUUCUACUCGAUCAGCUUCAUGUACUACAGCUUGAUUGGAACCGCCUUGACCGUGAUUAUUGGCACAGUGAUCAGUUUGUUGACACAGCACCCGGAUGACGCAUACGACGGCAAGCUGCUGCACCCGAUGAUCUUCCGCCUGUGCGAGCGCUUCUCCGGCCGAAAGCCCUAUUACGUAAAGCACGAGGAGGAGUCCGGAUUGAAUGGACGCAGUAGCAGCGAUUCAUCGGCGACGACGACGACCUGCAAGGAGGAGAAGGUCAACCAUGGCUACGAGUCCUCGCCGGAGGAGAAGGAGAAGAGCAAUCCGAUCGCUGUGGUAUUCACCACCUCCGUAGAAGCGGGAUCGGCGGAUCAGCAGUCCAUUUGCGACAGCAGUAGGAUCCAAUUGGACGCUGUUCCGGGAGCCGGGGAAACGGGCGUAUAUCGCCAACUGGCCGGCCGAUCUGCGCUCUAGGGAAUAACUUUACCACAGUUAAUUCCCUUUUUAGUCCGUAGUCAGUAAGCUAAGCUCUAGAGAAGUCCAAUUAGUUAGCCAAGUGUUUCAAGUCUAUAAAGAUGCUGUGAUUUCUGUGCGCGACGGUUGUUGAGCAAUUGCUCGCGCAUUUGUAGCAACCCGAGUUUCAUUCGCAUGUACUUACCGCAUGUGUUUGUGCGUGGCAGCGUGCAAUAAACAAAGACAAUUAAACAUAUUUUUAUACAAAAUCACACAACGAUUCCGUUUUUCCGUACCAAUUUUAAUUUUUCGCGCGCGACGAAACUUGUUGAACUUUGCCAGUGCUGCCCAUCCAACUGCCUAUCGAUAGCAAUCGAAGAGGUAGCCAGGGCUGCAAAAAUAGCCCCGUGACUCACGACAAUUGGCUUUUCAAAUUAAAAUUUUUGUGAAUUUAAAUAACAACGUUAAUUGAGAAAGUUAGAAAUAUUUUGACAUUAAUUUUUUUAUAAUAAAGAGACAAAUGUUUAUAUUUUACAAGGAUUUAUACACGAAAUGAUAUUAAAGAAAAGAACAUAAAUA
Molecule: messenger RNA, 3143 nt
Organism: Drosophila ficusphila
Lineage: Eukaryota; Metazoa; Arthropoda; Insecta; Diptera; Drosophilidae
Product: sodium-coupled monocarboxylate transporter 2
Exons: 11
Coding region: 543-2585 (680 amino acids)
Biological process (GO): sodium ion transport; transmembrane transport
Cellular component (GO): membrane
Molecular function (GO): symporter activity
Source: RefSeq, a predicted model, not a curated record